Microthlaspi erraticum is the source of this 1260-nucleotide messenger RNA. NCBI's taxonomy places the organism in Eukaryota, Viridiplantae, Streptophyta, Magnoliopsida, Brassicales, Brassicaceae. The record is from the annotation of a GenBank genome assembly.
AUGGUUUCGUAUCCGGCUACAACAGAGACGCUUACCCUGGCUCAAGAAGCCAACAGCAGGGAGGCUAUUUCGAUACUGUACCAGGUCAUAGAAGACCCUUCUUCAUCUCCAGAGGCUGUGCGUGUCAAGGAGCAAGCCAUCACUAACCUCUGUGACCGUCUCACCGAAGAGAAGAGAGGCGAGGAUCUCCGUAAACUGUUAACCAAACUGAGACCUUUCUUCUCACUGAUCCCCAAGGCCAAAACCGCCAAAAUCGUCAGAGGAAUCAUCGACGCCGUGGCAAAGAUCCCCGGAACAACCGAUCUCCAGAUCACUCUCUGCAAAGAAAUGGUCGAGUGGACCCGUGCUGAGAAGCGUACUUUCCUCAGGCAGCGAGUGGAGGCUAGGUUAGCUGCUCUUUUGAUGGAGAACAAGGAGUAUGUUGAAGCCUUGGCGCUGUUGAGUACUUUGGUGAAAGAGGUUAGGAGAUUGGAUGAUAAGCUCCUUCUCGUCGACAUUGACUUGCUAGAGAGCAAACUUCACUUCUCGUUGAGAAACUUACCAAAGGCAAAAGCUGCACUCACCGCAGCUAGAACAGCUGCGAACGCUAUCUACGUCCCACCGGCGCAACAAGGCACCAUCGAUCUCCAGAGCGGGAUUCUUCACGCUGAAGAGAAGGACUACAAAACCGGAUACAGCUACUUCUUCGAAGCGUUUGAGUCUUUCAACGCUCUCGGAGAUCCAAGAGCGGUUUUCAGUUUGAAAUACAUGCUGCUGUGCAAGAUCAUGGUUAGCCAAGCUGAUGACGUUGCGGGGAUCAUCUCCUCCAAGGCUGGACUACAGUACGUUGGGCCGGAUCUUGAUGCCAUGAAAGCAGUCGCUGAUGCUCACUCGAAGAGGUCGUUGAAACUGUUUGAGAACGCUCUCCGUGACUACAAGGCGCAGCUAGAGGAUGACCCGAUCGUCCACAGGCAUCUCUCUUCUCUCUACGACACGCUUCUUGAGCAGAACCUGUGCCGUUUGAUCGAGCCUUUCUCGAGAGUUGAGAUUGCUCACAUUGCUGAGCUGAUUGGAUUGCCUCUGGACCAUGUGGAGAAGAAGCUCUCUCAGAUGAUACUUGACAAGAAAUUUGCAGGUACGUUGGAUCAAGGAGCUGGAUGCUUGAUCAUAUUUGAAGAUCCAAAGGCUGAUGCUAUCUACUCUGCUACUCUUGACACCAUUGCUAACAUGGGGAAAGUCGUCGACAGCCUUUAUGUCCGGUCUGCCAAAAUCAUGUCCUGA